Molecule: messenger RNA, 9967 nt
Organism: Diabrotica virgifera virgifera (western corn rootworm)
Lineage: Eukaryota; Metazoa; Arthropoda; Insecta; Coleoptera; Chrysomelidae
Product: zinc finger SWIM domain-containing protein 5-like
Exons: 16
Coding region: 43-3801 (1252 amino acids)
Cellular component (GO): Cul2-RING ubiquitin ligase complex
Molecular function (GO): zinc ion binding
Source: RefSeq, a predicted model, not a curated record
GUGAGAGAACUGUGCAUCGAGCGCGUGACUGUGUCGAGUCGAAUGGCAGCGCAAGCCAACAGGCGCCUGUGUUGCUCGCGGGCCGCAGUUGUGGGGGGGCCCCCAUCAUUGAUCCCCCCUGUGGGACCGCGAUCCCCGGACUCACUACUCGACAUAACCGCCAAAACAGUGGCCGAAACUAUUCCCUUUCAGCGAAUUGAAGAACGAUAUGAUCGUAUUCCCGAGCCAGUGCAAAGGAGAAUUAUCUUUUGGUCUUUCCCCAGAAAUGAGAGGGACAUUUGUAUGUAUUCCUCGUUAUCGAGGGUGCCCCCUUCCCCCGCGAGUGCUGUGAAUACUGCUGGACAAACGCACCAUGCUGAUUCUCAAAAUUUGUCGUUCUGUAAAGGAUUAAAAUUGCUGGAGACAGGAUGUGUCGACAAUGUACUUCAAGUCGGUUUUCAUCUGAGCGGUGUGGUGACAGGUCCUCGCAAUUCUCCCACUGCCACGUUGCCAUGCGGUGCCCCUGAGCCUCCCCAGAAAUUUAAAGUGUCUGUUAGUUUUGACAGGUGCAAAAUUACCUCUGUGACAUGCAGUUGCGAAACGAAAGAUAUUUUUUGGUGUCAGCACGUCGUAGCUUUAUCAUUAUAUCGUAUAAGAAAUGCCGAAAGUGUCAGGUUACGUGUUCCUAUUUCAGAAACUCUUCUACAAAUGGACAGGCAGCAGCUUCAAAAGUUCGUCCAGUACCUGAUCUCAGAACACCACACAGAGGUACUGCCUACCGCUCAGAAACUUGCCGACGAAAUCCUCCAACAGCGAUCGGAAAUCAACCAAAUCCCGGGGGCCCCCGACCCUACGGCGGGGGCCUCCGCUGACGACGAACAUUCAUGGCAUUUGGACGAGGAGCAAGUUUGCGAACAGGUGAAAAGUUACCUGUCGCAAGGGGCCUACUACAACGCGAACAAGCAGUUAAAUUCGUUGUUUUCGAAGGUUAGAGAAAUGCUGAGAGCCCAGGACUCAAACGGUGCCCGAAUGUUAACCCUCAUCACGGAACAGUUCCUUUCGGAUCCGAGACUACAGAUGUGGCGGAACCAAGGCACACCAAUGACUGAUAAGUGUAGGCAGCUGUGGGAUCAACUAGGCUCUUUAUGGGUGUGCAUUGUACUGAAUCCGAAUUGCACCUUACAAGAAAAACAACAUUGGAAGCAACUAUUAGAAAAAUGGGCAGUCAUCGACGUUUGUCCACCUGAAGAUCCAGAUUUCAGGUUGCAGCAGCAGGGAUCCAGAGAAUCCUAUUCCACGAGAGAUCGCGAUCGUGACAGAUAUGACGAGAGAUAUAGAGAUCGAGAUAGAUAUGCGGACAGAGAAAGAGAUAGGCGAGAAAGGAGAGACCGUGAUCGAGAGAGAGAAAGAGAUAGGAAUCGCGCAAUAUAUGAUUCUUCAGAUAGUUCAGAAGACGAUGAUGAAGAAGAUGCUAAUUCAUAUACUCACAGAAACGGUAAACGUUUACGUCUAGCUGGCAACUCAAAAUCUCAGACGCCCACUUUACCUAGAUCGAUUUUUCAUAGAGCAUUGGAUGCCGUUGGGAUGUCUUGGGACAAUAUGCACCUCAAAAAUAUACUAUCCAGUGAUACUUAUUGCUCUCAUGUUCCUGACACUUCCAGUUCCGGUAGCUUUAACUCGCAAGGACAACCAUUGUGGCACGAAUCUAUUCCUCUAUGUGCGGCUCGUGUGGAUUCUCUUCGUUCCCACGGACAUAUGGAAGCAGCGUUACGUUUGGCAGUUUCCGUCGUACGCACCAUGAAACAACAGCAACUGGUGGCGCAGCGGAAAUGGCACGAAAGUCAACAGAACAGCAGCGCUAGUACCAGUAUUAAAACUCAGCCCAGCUGUAAGGUCACAGCUUGUACCUCCCGUUGUCAAGGUCAGUGCACGAUUACAUCUUGUUCGACUACAUCUAUCAAUGCCCCUACGAAUCUAGAUGGAUGGGUCGGUCAUCCAUUAGAUCCUGUAGGAUGUCUUUUCGAUACCUUGGCAGAUGCGUCAGUCGUUCCUGAACACGAAAGACCUAGGACACCAACUAGCUAUUUAGAUUUAGUCGGUAUGGAAGAUCAACACAGCAAUUUAAGGCCUAGAUACCAUCAUGUACCUGUAGUUGGUUCGAGAGACAGAUCAGAAACAUAUCUAACUUUGGCGUUUGAGGUAGCCCUUAUUGGCUUAGGACAACAGCGGAUAAUGCCUGUAGGACUGUAUGCACAGGAAAAAGCGUGUAAACAAGAAGACCGGUUAAUUGCAAAACUCCAAGAAAUUGAACUGGAUAACAGCCUAGUCGCAGUCCUCCGUCGACAAGCGAUAAUUCUAUUGGAAGGAGGUCCCACCAGCGGUUUGGGCAUCGGCAUCCAUCCGGAGAGUAUUCCUAUGCACACCUUCGCCAGAUUUCUUUUCCUAUCUCUUCUGAAUUACUACCCAGAUUUGGCAUACGAAGUUGGUUUGAGAGCCAUGCGUUUACCUCUUUUGGAAGAACACGAAGACUCCGAUGACCCUUUAGGUGGAAACGCCAGCAGCUCUCUGAUGAUGAGUAGAUCGCCUAGAUGGUUCACUUUGGGACACAUCGAGACCCAGCAGUGCGCACUGAGUUCGACUAUGCUGAGUGCAGCAAAAGGUGAAGUGAUGAGAUUGAGAACAGUUCUUGAAUCGUCCCAGAGACAUAUCCACAGUUCUUCCCAUCUAUUUAAGUUAGCGCAAGAUGCCUUUCGUUUCGCCACACCAGAAAACGGACCCAGACACCCAACGUUGUUAAGUGUGGCUUUUGAACUAGGACUACAGGUAAUGAGAAUGACGUUAUCAUCUCUGAACUGGCGAAGACGGGAAAUGGUGCGGUGGUUGGUGACUUGUGCAACAGAAGUAGGCGUAGACGCGUUGAUCUCCAUCAUGCAAAACUGGUAUCAGUUCUUUACCGCCACGGAAGCGACAGGACCCGUAGCGACUACUAUUAUGUCACACAGUACCAUUAUGCGACUAAAUCUAAAUUUCGGACAACAGGAAGAGUUGUCGAGUUGCGCGCGCACACUGGCUUUGCAGUGUGCAACAAAGGACCCUCCAAAUUGUGCCUUGAAUGCUUUGACCUUGUGCGAAAACGAGGCUCUAGCCUUUGAAACCGCUUAUCAAAUUGUUGUGGAUGCUGCUUCCCACAUAAUGACGUCUUCCCAGCUGUUUACCAUCGCAAGAUAUAUGGAACAUCGUGGAUAUCCUACCAGGGCCUAUAAACUUGCUAUGUUGGCUAUGAAAAACGUCCAUCUAGCUUACAAUCAGGAUACACAUCCUGCUAUAAACGAUAUUCACUGGGCAUGCGCACUAAGUCACUCAUUGGGCAAGACUGAGCUGUCAAAUAUGAUCCCUCUGUUGGUGAAGAACGUUCAAUGCGCUACAGUCCUUUCAGAUAUCUUACGAAGAUGCAGCAUGACUGCUCCCGGUAUCAGUUGUCCUCAUCCUGCUCCAUUGGAUGGCGGAAAGCACCCCCACCCACAUAGGGCCGGAAGAGGAUGUAGCGGUGGGGGUAUAAAGCCUCUUUCGUAUGACAGGCCUCCGUUGAGGCAGCUUCUGGAGGCUGCUGUAGCUGCUUAUAUCAAUACUACGCAUUCUAGAUUAACUCAUAUCUCUCCUCGUCACUACGGGGACUUCAUAGACUUCCUAACCAAAGCUCGGGACACGUUCGUGUUAGCUCACGACGGGCAUGCGCAAUUCACUCAACUUAUAGAAAAUAUGAAAGUAGCGUACAAAGGAAAGAAAAAACUCAUGUUUCUCGUCAAAGAGAGAUUCGGCUGAUACUCGAUUAAGAAAUGGUAUGAGUAGGAUAUAUUUGCGAGCUAUAGAGCUUAUUGAAAUACGACCAGGAAAAAUGAUAAUACUUUAAGAUUGUCCUGGUUUUUUGGGGUCUUAGAGAUACUACUGAAAUUGUAAUGUUAAGAAUAUUUAUUCAAUAGGGGUUCAUUUUUUUAUAAAAAAAAAAUAGGUAGACUUUUUGAUAUUAUGUUUUUAGUUUCUUAUUCAAGUGUAUUUUAAACUAAAAACACAUCAUUUUGAGAGGAAGCUUUUUAUGCGUAAUUUUGGUUGCAAUAAUCAAGUUAUUCAACAUGUUGUAUGAUAAUCCACUAAUAGCCAAGAACUAAAUUUUAUCAUUAUAGUGAAAAUCUUCUAAAGAAUCGGGUGAAUCGAACCUAGUGUGAGUUGGAUUCAGUUCAGUGUAGACAGAGUAGAUCCUAACGCAGUUCCCCUUUUCGGGAUCUUACUCCUGAUGCAUCCAUAAUCCAUGGUACCCUGCCCACUAAUUAAAACCACUAUCAGUGGUACGUCUUUUCACACUGUUCUCUCGCGCGCGCAACUACCCUUUUUUUCUCUUUGCUUUUUAUAUUACUUAUGUUUACCCCUGUUGUCUCUCUCUUUCUAAAAUUCUAAAAUCUCUUUUGUUUUAACAAAAUCGACGUGCCCAGAUAAAUCGCGCACGACCCCCUGCCCAUAUACUUCUUGCUUAUUUCCAACAAUGAGAUACUUUCAUAUGAAAUCCAGUUUACAAUUUUUUUAAAUUCAAAAUAUAUGUGUUAGAACAGUAAAUUUUUGAAAUGAGUUACGUUUGUUUUUAAAUUAAAUUAUAGAGUGAUCAUAAGAAAGAUAUGGGUGGUAACAUAUUAUGAAAAAUACAUGAAACAUUCCGAUUGUCAACGUAUAAAAAAUAAAUCUAACCGUCACGCAAUCUCAACGUAUGCGUCAAAUGAAAGUCCUCAGUUAAAGGAGAAUUUUUCGUGUAAUGUUUAUACCAAACCCUUCUUUCAGUGUGUCAUUAAUUUUGACGUCAUGUAGGAUUUUAAGAAUGUCGCGAAUCAUUGCAUGCCAUUUUAGUUAAAUCUGAGAGUUGUCAGAAUAUUUAUAUUUAUAUAAAUAUUAAUAUUUAUACAAUAAUUUUUCAAAAUAUUAAUAUUUAAAAUAUUUUAAUGAAAUAAUAAAGAAAUAUAAAUUAAAAUUUCACUAUACAAUGUCCGAAUAUACCCAUGACAUAAAAUAUUAAUAUUUACGUCAUUGAAAAAUACCAAUCUUGAAUUCCAAUUAUCAUUUUACCCGUUGACAUUGUGAAAUUACUGUCCCAAUCAAUUACUUUUGUGUCAAAUUAUCUUUAUUCGCAUCGUUGAUUGGUUAUCUAUUUAGAGUAUUGUAAUGGCCAACCAAUUAUACAUUUAUAUGUUGUUUUAACAUGCAAAUACCCCUCAACGAAUACAUAAUUUCCUAACUUCUGUAGGUACGUUUUUUUCUUUCACUUCCAACUUAAUGCGUUAGAGAGAAUUCGAUAAUCUAUGAUGCACUAAAAGAAGGGUUUGGUAUGAACUAUAUCAUCUAAUUUUGGCAGUGAAAGGUUUUAGUAACAGAUAAAAGGCCAUUUCUAUUAAUUUGUUAUUGAAUAAUUUCAUAAUAAAGGAAUUCUUUUAAAAACAAUAUUAGCUAGCGUUCUUCUAAAAAAGGUUUAAAUGUCAAUUUUGAACUGGUCCAAAUAUCUUCCUUCAAUUUUUGAUAGAGUAACAUAUGAAAUAAUCAACUUUUAUAAUGAAAAUAAUUGUUAAAACAUAAAAAAGUUUAGCAAUUAAAAGCAAGUGAUUAUUUCAAAUGAUAUUUCAACUAGCAAAAAUCAAGAAUUUAUCCCCCAACUUAAAAAAUGACUUUUAACUAAAAAGAACAAUUUAAGCCGAGUUGCCUACGAUUUUAGCUAAAAUAAUGCUUAUUGUGUAAUUGGAUAAUAAAUAGUAAAUCAAUAUAAAUACAUAUAUACGUCUUAUAUGAAUUUUUUAGGUAAGAAAUCUUAGUGGUUUCAUUCGAUUAUAAUCAUUCUUUUUUGGCGAAUGGAUUUAGUGUCCGCAGUCAUAUAAACCCAAACAAACAACAGCAAUCAUUCUUUUAAUGAACAGCAUCAAAUUCUCCAUAUUCAAAAUAAAAGCCCUAAGCUAUCUUUAAAACCUACGGAAAUUAAUAAAUUAAAAAAUACAGAUAUAAUUCUGAAUGACCAACUUGAGACAAACAGCUCCCCACGCCUCAACCUAUUCUUUCUAAGAGUAGAGAUCUUUAACUGUAGACGCAUUAUAAAAAACCUAACACUCGAGAAAGGCACUUUGGCACAUCUCUUUGUAGAAACAGCUGUAGUGACUUUAUUUUUUAAUAAAUUUUGUGGAAAUGUUCAAACCAAAAGUUUUCAUGUUUUAUCGUUAGAUAUUGUGAUGAAUAUUUCAUUCAUAGACAUUCUGACCAAUAGAAAGCUACAUGAAUAAAUAUUACAGCCAGAAUUUAUUUCGAUAAUUUCCCGUAAGUAUUACGUCAGAUUGCCAGAUGACAAAUAAUGUUUUACAACUUUAUUCAUGAAAUGAUCUUACCGAAUUACAUUCAAGCUCUUAAAAAUUAUCGAUUUGUAUUGCCCUCGUGUCACUUUGACAUAAUUUCACUCCCCUUCGGGUCGUGAAAUUAAAACUGUCAAAGUGUCACUCAGGCAACAAAACGAUAAUUUUAGAGCUCUCGUGCAAUUACUACUGAAAAUAUCUUCGGCUUUAGUGGAUUACAUACAUAUUUUAAACAAUCAUAACCGGGCCUCAGUGGUUGAUAUACUUGUAUUUUUUUCAUAUGGUACAUAGUUAAAGUACAUAAUUGAAACCAUUGAUUUAAAAUUGACAAGUUAUGCCACUUUUAAAAUACGUCUGUUAAAUGUCAAAUGUCAAAAUUAUGACUUUUGAAAUUAUGAGAUUACAUAAUUUGCAAGAAUUAAUAUAAGAUUAUGUAAUAAAAAAGUAAAAUGAUUUUUUUAACUAUGGAAUUAGAUGUUAAUUCAUUGAAUUUAGUGAAAAAAAGUUUGAGCGAUGAAGAUAAGUUUAAUUUUAUUCAAUCAACAUAACAAAACACAUAAUUAGGAAAUCGUUCUCAAAAUACAAAACAUUAAUAAAUUAAACACAUUUUAUUUUUGUUGCUUGGUAAAAAAAUUCUUCUAAUAAUUUAAUUUUAUCUGACUCAUUCAUAUUGACAAUUCGGACAUAUAUUAUACAUUUUAAAGUAGAUGACUUUAAAAUGAUAUUGCCAAUAUUUAUUAGUUGCGUUCCUGGGAUCACUUUAUUGGAAGAUAGUUCAUUUGAUUUAUGAACUCAACUUUGAUUUAAGAAUAUCCGUCAGAAAAGUCGUCAUUUGAUUUGUUUUUAAAAAGACAACCACAUGCAAUGGUGGCAGUAAAAUUCUCCUGUUAGUGAUCCCAUAGAAAAUCAUGAGCACAAAACCAGGAAAAAAAAAGAAUGUGUGUGUACUUUGUACGCACGUAAGAAGUUAUUCUUCUAUUAUAUAAUUUUAACGAAGUAAAUAUACUUAACAGAUUAUUUGUAUUCUAUUUAAAUAUUAAACUAACUUUCUUAUAUACCACUUUCAAAAAUUUUUUAUUAAAACAACCAAAAAUAAAAAAAAUGAUCGUCCAGGAUUGGAACUCGGGACCUUUCGAUCUCUGACCGAACGCUCAACAAUUAGACCACCGAGUCUCCUGUUAUUGACACGUAAGUUUCGGAUAUAAUUACACAACACGGUGACAAAUAGAUUAAGUGGUAUCGUGACAAAAAUGUUAUACCUACAUAUUUUAUUAUCUUACUACAGAAGAAGAGAAAUUCAAUGACAAAAAUUAUAAUAAAUAAUACAUUUACUAAAACCACUAAUAUAUUUUUUUACUGACUUAUUUGCGCUGAUACAGAUACUAUCUUGAAAGUUUAGAAACGAACUACAUGCUGUCUGUGUGCGCAUGCGCGCAGAUUUAUGAAAAAUUUUACUCUCAAUCGCGCCUAAAGAAGAAUAACUUCAAAAACUCAUGAUACUAUCCCAUAUCGAGAACGCAUCAUCUACAUUAUCUCCACCUUAUAUAAGGGAAUCAGUAAAUCCUUAUACGAUAAAGCAUUAGAGAAAAAAAAACAUUUGCCGUCAUCUGUUUUAAUAAAAAUGAUCAUGCUUUUUCGUUUAUAACUAAGGAAUUUUCAAGAAUAGGCCAGAAGGGAACACAACAACUUAUAACGGGAUCCUAUAAUCUUCACAGGAAAUAAUACGAGAAAAACAACAAUACCAUACAUAAAAGAAUUAUAGGAAAAACUUAAAAUAUUAGGAGAUACAAAUAGGAUAAAGAUAACAAACUCAUUGAGAUUAAUUUUAUCUAAAACUAAACCUAAUAAUGAACAAGAAAGAACAAAGAAUUGUAUUUAUAAAAUACCUUGUGAAUGGGAACAUUUUUAUUGAGAUGAAACUUCGAGAUCAUUUUAGAAUAAGUGAACAUCAAUCUUAUAUUAAGAAUACAGAAUUUGAUAGAUCUCAAAUAUGUAAACAUGCAUGGGAAAAUGAACCUAGAGUUCAGUGGAAAUAUUCAAGUAGGUAUAUUCCUGACAAGAACACAUGGCAAAAAGAGAAAAAUCAAAGAAGCGGCUCUAAUUAUGUUAAAUGAAACCAAUUGCCAACAUGGGCAGACUACUUUCGAUCUCUAUUUGCUAGAGGCGACGAUAAUGAACCACCAACACCUGAAGAUACGACAAUCGAAGAAAUAAGGCUACGGCUCCACGGGCGAGAAAUUGACGCUAGCAGUAGCCGUAAAACGAACUUAAGGUUCCGCGGAACGGAAUAGGAAUAGCCGAACUGUACCGACUACAGGACUUGUGCGUAGUCGGUUCAGUUCGGCUACUCCUAUUCCGUUCCGCGGAACCUUAAGUUUGUUUUACGGCUACUGCUAGCGUCAAUUUCUCGCACGUGGAGCCGUAGCCUAAAUAAGGAGGGAGAGGUAAAGGAAACAUUAAGAAAAUUAAAAAAAAAUCUCCAGGUCAGAAUAUCAAGGACAGAAUAUCAAACGAACUCCUAAACUAUGGAGAACAAGAUCUGACUAAACAACUAUUAAAACUAAUACAAAAAAAUAUAUACACCGUUAUUAGGCGUCAACGUCCUUCCGGUAGGGAUCUAUGGAGGAGUAUCACCAAGCCGCAAGCCAUAGGCCGAUCAGACACCUAGCUUAUUCGAAACCAAGCCGUAUAUUCUAUAUAGAAUUUUAUACUACGACGUUGGCCUUUUUAUUUUUCAAUGUGUGGGCCGGGAAUCGAACCUGGAUCGAAAAUCCACUAGAGUUGCCGAUCGAGCGCCCCAGCCCACUAAGCCAUCUGACUGACAAAAAAUAAUAGAUACAAUAAAUAAUAGAAUACCACAAAAAUGGAUAUCAAGCAUCCUAAUACCUCUCUUCAAAAAAGGAGACAAAUCGGACCCGGAGAAUUACAGAGGAAUUAACUUAUUAAACACAACAUUAAAAUUAACAACCAAAGUGAUAACAAACAAACUGAAUGGAAUAACAUUAGAAGAAGAACCAGAAGGUUUUAAGUCGGGAAGAUCCUUAGAAUAUAAAAUAAACAGGAAGGAGUCUGUCAUAUAUCAUAUAUCAAAAACACCUUAAAUUUCUAGCCAAAUCGGCCAUCUUGAACGUCUGUGGAUGACUCAUAAGUUUUUGUCAACGAGGUAGAAGGUGUUUGUGUAUUGGAUCAGCUGUGUGCAUAGGCGUACCAUCUGGUAAAGCUUCUGUAUAUGCAAUCAAUUAACUGAAGUUAUUAGUGUAAUAAAAUGUUAUUUAACUGACUUUUCAACAAAAUAUUAUAUUAAUACGUAUUUUCUCUUGAUCUAUAGCUGUUUGUUUAACAUCAAAGAUGUAAUAAAAUCGUUAAGAAUUUAUUUUCUUCCCUCUUUCAAAGGUACGUCACUGGAGAUAGAAAGCAAAUCUGACAGCUGAUCGCCAUUUGCAACCUCCUUCCUGGCUUGAAGUCAUUUCGCAUUGUACUCCUUCCUGGUUUAUUUUAUAUUCUAAAGGAAGAUCAUGCACCGACGCUAUAUUUAUAAUAAGGCAAGUUCAAGAGAAAUCGUUGGAACACAACAAACCGGCAUAUUUAUGUUUCGUGGACCUUAAGAAAGCAUUUAA